Molecule: messenger RNA, 1125 nt
Organism: Arabidopsis lyrata subsp. lyrata
Lineage: Eukaryota; Viridiplantae; Streptophyta; Magnoliopsida; Brassicales; Brassicaceae
Product: protein GLUTAMINE DUMPER 3
Exons: 1
Coding region: 292-738 (148 amino acids)
Biological process (GO): regulation of amino acid export
Source: RefSeq, a predicted model, not a curated record
AUUGCUUUAUUUUCUAACUCACUCAUUAGUCAUUACAUACAAAAUACAUAAUAAAGAAUAAAAUUUUCCAUAAAUCAGAAGUAGAAAGAAUCUCAUACGCAAAAUAAUAAAAUUAAAGAAAAUUGAUACGUCACACACAAUCCACAACGUUAAUUCGCUUCCUCUCUUCUAUAAAACCCUCUUCGUCACUCAUCUUCCUCCUCACACCAAAACAUUUUCUUAAAAAAAAAAAACACAAAACUCAAAACCAUCUUUUUUGUUUUCUUCUCUCUCUUUGUGGAAAAAAAAAAUAUGGAAGGAAGACAAUAUUACCCUCCGAGAGAAAACGUCGACGGAAACAGAACCGCCAUGGGAGGACCUCACUCGCCGUGGCAUUCACCGGUUCCUUAUCUCUUUGGUGGUUUAGCGGCGAUGCUUGGUCUCAUAGCUUUUGCUCUUCUAAUCCUCGCUUGCUCGUACUGGCGUCUCUCCGGUUAUCUAGACGGCGAGGAAAACCAGAGCAGAGAGAGAGAUCUUGAAGCCGGAGACGUCAAAACUGAAAAAGCAGCGGUGAAGCCUGUUGCUUUGCCGGAGAAGUUCUUGGUGAUUAUGGCCGGAAAUAUCAAACCUACUUACUUAGCAACGCCGGCGGUAAAAACGUGUACUUGUGACGAUGAUGACGAUGGAGAUGAUGAUGACGUGGAGGGUAAUGAUCAGGUGGUGCGGCGGAGUAGUGAAAGUAACGGUGAGACACAUUGACAAAAACAGAGGAAAGGAAGAGAAAAACAGAGGAUCGUCUAUUUGUGAACAGUUUUGAAGAAUUGUUUGCAGCUUCUGACCCGGUUGCGUCGGGUAUCCGGGUCGGGUCAGAACUCUACUUGAUGUUGAGACUUAAUAAUCCUACGGUGGUGGAAAAUUUGGAAUUGGGAUUGGAUUAUUUGGAGGUGCUUUGAUCAAUGAUGUAUUUAAAAUCUCAGCUUUUGCCUUCUGAAUCAUUUAAUUCGUUAGGCUUUUUUUUUUUAGUUGUAAGUUAUGUUCCAUAUCUAGGUCAUGAUGAGGGAAAAAAAUGUAAAUUUCUGAGACUUUGAAUGGGAAAUUUGUGAUUUAUGGAAUUGAGAAUGAAAAACAAAUAACUAUCUUAGAAGA